Messenger RNA from Cicer arietinum (chickpea), 925 nucleotides. The record is from RefSeq and is a predicted model, not a curated record. Lineage: Eukaryota; Viridiplantae; Streptophyta; Magnoliopsida; Fabales; Fabaceae.
GAAUUACAUGUACGAUAAGGUUCCCUCCUUAUGUGGUACUGUGUUGAUGACAAAUAACAAUGGCGACACAAUCCUAUCUUGUGAAUCUCAACUCCUUCCAUUCAGGAAUCACAGGUAAACUAUUCAACCUUCUUCUAUUCCUUCUAUUAUCAAACCCGCUUUCACUCUUUUUUCUUGUUCCCUUUUCCCAUUAUGUUGUAGGAUGGAACCCUUCAACAUUCAACCCUUCCAAUUUUGGCUUUGGCGUUUUCAAAAGUUUGAAGCAUCCUUCUAGAAGAAAUGUCAAAGGAAGUUCACGAAUCAUGCGAUUCUGUUCGUGUUACACAGAAAUUGAAGCUUCUACCGCCAUAACAUUCUCAACAUUCAAUGCAGCUACUGCACCAAAAUGUCUUGAUUUUGAUGUAGACUUGAAUAGCCUCAAGCUUAACAUACCAGAAGCUUUACACACUUCUACAGAUUUCAUGACAAGGUUGAUGAUUCUUGCUGAUCUUGAUCCUGGCGCUGCAAAAUUUGCUAUUGGAUUUCUAGGUCCCUUCCUCUCAGUGUUUGGUUUUCUGUUUAUAAUUAGAAUAGUUAUGUCUUGGUAUCCAAAACUCCCUGUGGGAAAGUUUCCAUAUGUAAUAGCUUAUGCUCCUACUGAGCCACUUCUCAUUCCUACCCGGAAAGUGAUUCCACCUCUUGCUGGUGUGGAUGUUACUCCUGUGGUUUGGUUUGGAUUGCUCAGUUUUCUUAACGAAAUAUUAGUAGGUCCACAAGGAUUACUAGUUCUUCUUUCUCAACAAGUCAACAAUUAGUUUACACAUUUAGUGUGGUUGUGAACGACAUAGUUUUCUAUCCUAUUAAUCUAUCAUUCUUUUUGGUUGUAUACAAGGUUAAAUUCUGACAUCUAACACACUAUAUACUAAUCAUUUUAUUUACUCUUGCA